CGCGUCAGUGGAACGUCUUCGUUUAGAUUCCAGGUCCUAUCAGUAAAGCGGAAAGCAGCCGCCCUAAGCCACGGAGCGUUGUACCGAGACUCGGUGGCGGCCCCUGCACCGCUCCCGGGGGGCGUCGCCUCCUGUAGGCCGCUGAGGGUGGGCGGGGCAGCAAAUGGUUGGGCCGGAGGAUGCCGGACAAGGUGCGGUGUAUCGCUGCGGAGAGGAGCGGCAUGGACUGACAGACGGGGCAGACGAGGGAGAGGGAGACGCUGGGGACAGGCAGCCAGACGUUCUCCCGCUCUAUAUCAGCAGGCCGGUCGUGAAAAUGACCAAUGGGGACCUGAAAUACCUAGCCAAGGGAGGAGCAGGGGAAGGAGAGAUGCCCAGCGCUGAGGCAGCGGAUUUACAUUCCCUCCCCAUCCAUAAGGAGGAUGUGAACCAGCCCAAUGGAGGAUUACUAGUGGGCGACGCUACCAGAUCCCAGGGAUGUGCAUGUCACGGCCAGUGCUGCAGCCGGACUGAUGCUGUCUCUUCACCGGGGACUCCGCCAGGCAGCUCCCCCGCAUCCAGCUCCAGCUCAUCUCCUGUCAGCGCUCGCACCGUAGCCGGUUACUUUGUAUCGGAGGAGGCUGAUCGCUUCCGCUUCCUGGACGUGAGUCGCCAGAGCUCUAGCAAUACGUUUGAGGGGAGCCGGCGGCAGAGCGCCCCCGAUAAUCUGGUUGAUGGACUGUCUCUCCCAGCGGAGAGCCCGGGGACUGCGGAGCAGGAUGGGGAGAGACCGUGGAAGAUCGGAAUUGCCGAAUUCUUCUCUAGGAAUUUUUUUUCUAAAAGAACAAAAGACCUUAAAUCCUCAUCGAGUGUACCUGGUUGGAAGUUGUUUGGUAAAGUACCUCCAAGAGAAACUAUUCAGAAGGACUCAAAGAUAAUUCAGCAGGAUGACAGUUCUGGCAGCUUAUCGUCAGUCUCCACGCCAAAUCUAUUAAACACAGGGGAAUAUGAAGCUCGUUCUGGAAGAACCUGUAAGGCACAAUCUCAGUCUACCAGGAGGAAGAAGUUUGAAUUUGAACCCCUUUCUACCACUGCUCUUAUUUUGGAAGACCGGCCCUCAAAUCUUCCUGCUAAAUCAGUCCAUGAAACCUUGCGACACCGGCAAGAAUAUGACGAGAUGGUAGCAGAAGCAAAAAAACGGGAGGUAAAAGAGGCACAGAGGAGGAAGAAACGAAUGAAAGAACGAAUCCGGCAAGAAGAAAAUAUUGCAAGUGCCAUGGUGAUUUGGAACACUGAAAUUCUACCGAACUGGGAUGUCACGAGAAAUACAAGAAGAGUGAGAGAUCUCUGGUGGCAAGGCUUACCACCUAGCGUACGAGGGAAAGUAUGGAGCCUUGCCAUAGGAAAUGAACUCAAUAUCACUCCCGAACUCUAUGAAAUCUUUCUUUCAAGAGCAAAAGAGCGAUGGAAAAGUUUCAGUGAGACAAGCUCAGAGAAUGAAAAUGAAGAUUCUGGAGUGUCACUUGCCGACAGAGAAGCCAGUCUGGAGCUAAUUAAACUGGACAUAUCCCGAACAUUCCCUUCACUGUACAUCUUUCAAAAGGGUGGGCCUUACCAUGACUUGCUGCACAGUAUAUUGGGUGCAUACACGUGCUAUAGACCCGAUGUUGGCUAUGUCCAGGGCAUGUCUUUCAUUGCAGCAGUACUUAUUCUCAACUUAGAAGAAGCGGAUGCAUUUAUAGCUUUUGCCAAUCUUCUAAACAAGCCGUGCCAGCUGGCCUUCUUCCGGGUGGAUCAUAGCAUGAUGCUAAAAUAUUUUGCUGCCUUUGAAGUAUUCUUUGAGGAAAAUCUCCCCAAACUCUUCUUCCACUUCAAUGCCUACAGUCUAACUCCAGACCUGUACCUUAUAGACUGGAUUUUCACACUGUACAGCAAGUCACUGCCACUUGAUCUUGCCUGUCGAGUCUGGGACGUCUUCUGCAGAGACGGAGAAGAGUUUUUGUUUCGGACGGCUCUGGGUAUCCUCCGACUGUAUGAAGAUAUACUCUUACAGAUGGACUUCAUUCACAUAGCACAGUUUCUUACUAAACUCCCUGAAGAUAUCAUAUCAGAAAAGCUGUUUGGCUGUAUAGCGGCUAUUCAGAUGCAAAACAGUAAUAAGAAAUGGACUCAGGUCUUCACAUCACUAAUGAAGGAUUACAAAGAGGGAGACAAAACUAAUCAAGCCCUGAAAACCUAAUCAGAGCUCCCUCUUUACUCUGUGAAACCACUGAAGUAUGACGUGUAUCUUCUGGCUGAAAACCACUACAGACCAACAUGAUGUGAGAAGUGCAGGGCACUGUAUAUUGACUUCAUGCAGUGGGACACACACAGACUUUCCUUUUUGUCAGUAUUAAGUAGACAGUAAGACAUGUUAUUGGCUGCAUUCUGUUCCGACAGACACGUUUUUGCACCCGAUGGAUCUUAUUUAAUAUAAGAAAUAUUUAAUGCAAUAAACAUUUGUAACAGACCUUUUAAUUGGUACACUAACUUUGGACUAAGGUUUGAAGCGCAUCAUUUUUAAACUUGUAUUUGCACUUCCCACCCACCAAAUUUUAGUUAUUUUUAAUAAAAUGAAUAUAAUCGGGACCAAUCAAAUACAGUCCCAACUAUACUAUAUAUAUUUUUAAUAUUACUCUUUGCACCAAUCAGGCAGUUUCACAUCUUAGCAUGCACAUAAUGACGGAACUGCAGUGUAAAAUGUUAACUAAAUGAAAAGCCAGUAAACAUAGGGAGUCUGAGGAGAGAAAGUAGCUGCUUACCACUGUGAAUCCACUGGCUCAUUUCUCUUUUCCAGGAGGUGCAUUUACUCCCCUUCAAGGACUCCUCUAGUAGGUAAUUGGCGCUUAGUGGAGAACUUUUUUGUAUGCUUUGAGGGGCCAUGCAGUUUGUGAAUGAUCUGUAAAGUGCAAGAGUGAAGGACACAAAUGUAUUAUAAGAAUGUGUAUUUACAAGAAGACGCUAUGAUUGUCGGGAAGGCAGAUGACUACAAAUUGGUACACUGCAAAAUGUUAUUGACAUUCCGUUCUAAACACUGACCUCUUUGUUUGAUAAUGUGACUUGGCUUACUUUAUAUCACUUUGUCUGGAACUGAUGUGACACUAUAGGACUAUGUUACAGUGCAAGGGCAAAGUGCCAGGUGCAAAAUUUAUAGACAAACCACCAUGUUUUUUUUGUUUUUUCCCAGAAUUUCAUGGCUUUGUGUUUGUAAUUUAAUUGUGAGUAGCUUUAGGCUAAUGCCACACCAGGUGGAGAAAUGUGCAAUGACAGGCAUGGUGUCCGUAGAUUUUUGGGCAAAAAUGACCUACAUUUCUGUUUCUGAACUGAAAUCUGCUCUGUGAUCUGCAUUUAUACGGGGCAGGAGAAACAACCUGUUGUGACAUUAGCCUUAAGGAGGCCAUACACAGGUAGAUCCGCUCAUUUGGCAAUGUUGAUAAAUGAGCGGAUCUCUCCCUGAUAUGCCCACAUUGAGGUGGGCCAUAUCGGGCUGGUCCGAUCGUGGACCCUACGGCCCAACGAUCGGAUCAUAAUGCUGCCAAUACUGGAGGUCGGUUUGCGGCACUGCAUCUAUGAACAGAUGGAAUUUUUAACCCUGCCCGAUCGUCAUGUGGCCGACUUACGGCCAGAUAUCGAUUGGGGAAGCCAGUCGAAGGGCCACACGCAUGGGCCGAUAAAAGCUGAUGACAGACCGAGUGAGCAGCUUAUCGGCUCGUGUAUGGCCAGCUUUAUAAACAAGCUGGGAGCUUCCUACAGUCAGGCCUUGCAGGGAUGCGAGGUGUUAAAAGAGUAAAUUAAGGGGAAAAUUAAGAUUCUAUUCACUACAACCCCCCCCCCCCCCAGUAAACUCCUAUAUAUUCAAGCAUUUUACUAACUAGAAAUUUAGUAGAUUUAUCAAACAUAGAACAAAAAACUUCCUUAAAGGUCAAUAGGGACGUGUAUCUUUAUUAUUAUUAUUUUUAUAUAGAGCUUAUUAAAACAGCCUGGAUUUUGCAGCUUCAUUGAAAAUUUAUGGAAUUUUUUCAUUUGCCGUCUACUCCCCCCUUCCCCCGCCCUCAUUAAAAGCGAUCGCUGUUAAACCCUUGGCAAUCACGGUGAAAAAAGUCGUACAAUUAUAACUGUAACAAUAUCUCUGCGGUAUUCCCUGCGGAAUAUUUCUAUGAAGUUUACUUUAGGCAUUUGUUAUUUUACGUUUAAACAUAAUAAAUUCUAAACAGAAACAGACAGAUGAGAAAUAAAAGCAUAAUUCUGACUCUGUUCAUAUAAAAGAAUAAGGGCAAUGACCAAUGGGGUAUUUUGCCUUAGUGACAAAAUCCCCGAAAAUUCCUUUCCAUUGCAAGAAUGGUGGGAAUGGCUGUGGCUAAGAAAUCGCAUAAUCAUACAAAGAAUAUGUAGGAAAGCAUUUUAGUAUAAUUAGGUGGUGUAUUACCAGCAUCAGUUCUUACUACCUGAAAUGCCCCCCAUCUUUUUUUGUCCUUUUAAGACAGAUCUGUAUUGAGAUGAGCUGCCGAGUUAAAGAACAAAAUCCAGAGGAAGAGAUACACACCAGCAGCCCCAAAUGGGCAUUAUUGUAAUUAAACUGAUACACAGACAUUUUAUAAAUUGGAGCCGUAGUUAUUAAUGACAUGGCACCCGCUUGUGCUUGGAAAUAAUUUCACGUUCCACAUUUUUACUGCUUAGUAACAGUUGCAAAUAAUAAACUAACGACCGGUUCAUUUACUUUGCAUCGUACUGGAGUCAUGGACCUUCAUUCUCCUAAACCAGGAAAACUAGGGAAAGAAUUGAAUUCUGAAUAUAUUAUCCCUUUUCUUGGAAAAGAAUUGUCCGAAUCCUUUCUCCCGCAUACCAGGAGCAAGGAUUUUGGGCACGCAAUCAUUUGAAAACAUGGGGGAAAUCUAAAACUACUGGGAAUCUUUUGGUAUCACACAAAAUUGACAAACAAACCUGUUACGUGGAGGCCCAUUUAUCAAAAUUCAAAUUUGUGUAGUUUUAGUGGGUUUUCAAACCAAAAAUAAACUAAUUUUCUCUAAAACCACCAAUGCCAUUAAAGGGGGUGGUUCACCUUUCAGUUAAUUUUUGGUAUGUUAAAGAAUGGCCAAUUCUAAGCAAUUUUCAAUUGGUUUUCAUUAUUUAUUUUUUAGUGUUUUUAAAUGCUUUGCCUUUUUCUUCUGAUUCUUUCCACCUUUCAAAUGGGGUCAUUGACCCAAUGUAAAAACAAAUGCUCUGUAAAGGCUACACAUGUAUAGUGAUUUAUACUUUCUAUGAAUCAUCUUCCUAUUCAGGCCUCUCCUAUUCAUAUUCCUGUCUCUUAUUCAAAUCAGUGCCUGGUUGGUAGGGUUAGUGGGACCCUAACUGACUCAGAAUAUCACUCUCUACAUCAUACUAAAAGAUAAUUUAAAGAUGAACAGCCCCUUUAAUAGGAAAAGCAUGAAUAAAAGAAACGUUGUGUGGUCUGGAAAAAAAAUACUAAAACCUCUACAAUUAAAAUUGAUACAAUCAGAUCAGAGCAGCUCCGAUUAACUUCUAUAGGGACUUCCAUUGCUUUUACUAGUUGGAAGUUUUGUACACUUGCUUUGUUUUUACACUUCAUAAAUCUCACAUUUUUAGAGAUUGAGAGAAUUUUUAAAACCCCGACAUUUUUAGAGAAAAAAAAAUUUGAUUUGUGAAAAAAAAUUGAAAUUCGAACGUUCGUAAAUAGGCCCAUAAGUGUGAUUUGUUCUGUACAACUUUAUUUGCUUUAUUGUGCAGUGUGUUACUCUGUGUAGGACUUCUUGUUGUGUGUUGCCUGUUACCCCAGUAACACAGAACUGAAAAUUGCGAUUCUGUCCUGUCAAUGUUUCAAAAAACACUAAACCAAACUAUUCAUUUUACUUUAAAAGCUUUACAGUUUUGAAAAAAAAAAUGUAACCAGGUAUUUUCAAAGCAACAUGUUGGGAGGGUGGGGGAAACAAACUUUUUAUGAUGUGCAAUACUGAAACUUCAGGCAUGUUUUAUAUCGGGACACAGUGAACCCCCCUUUAAUACUUAGGGGUCCUGCGUUGACUCCAAAUCUCACUGUUCACACUCAUUGUAGGUUGGAAAAUGCAGUUUUUGUUGUUUUCUACAAGAAAACCGAUCAUUUGUCCUUUAACUGAAUUAACAAUCUACUAAUGUUUUCUUUCUAAACUGAACAGAGUUUUGAUAUAACUUUGUGUAAGUACACUGCUUAUUUGUGCUUUUGUUGUCGCUUCUCACACUUGUGUAUCUCAGAACUUGUACAGCUGCUUCUGACCAGUCAUCAUGUACACAACUUAUUUUCUCCAUUUCUAUUGCCCUUUCACGCCUUUUUAAAUGCAGACGUGAAAGCUCAUUGCAUAUAAUUUGUGUUUCUUUAAUGUUAUAUUUCUAAUUUUUGUGGCUCUUGUACAGUUUUCUUACUUUUCAACUAUAAACUUGUAUAGAGAGAAUGUAAAUAAAAGACCUGAGCGUCCUUUGAAACCACUAGACGAACAAUUCCUAUGUAAAUAAAACUUGGAAGCUGAAACAUUA
This is a messenger RNA of Xenopus laevis (African clawed frog), 6543 nucleotides long. It is a transcript of the gene tbc1d12.L, whose product is annotated as TBC1 domain family member 12 L homeolog. The record is from RefSeq and is a predicted model, not a curated record. The coding region runs from base 164 to 2218 and encodes 684 amino acids. Gene Ontology annotation, molecular function: GTPase activator activity; small GTPase binding. The transcript is spliced from 14 exons. Gene Ontology annotation, cellular component: endosome. NCBI's taxonomy places the organism in Eukaryota, Metazoa, Chordata, Amphibia, Anura, Pipidae.